Cercopithifilaria johnstoni is the source of this 240-nucleotide messenger RNA. The record is from the annotation of a GenBank genome assembly. Lineage: Eukaryota; Metazoa; Nematoda; Chromadorea; Rhabditida; Onchocercidae.
AUGGCAUGCAUAUCAUCACGUUAUCAGCAACUAUCACAGGUAAGCAAAUGGAUGAGGAGAGGGAAGAAACAUCAUCACCUCACCGUCACAAUCACCGUCACCGUCACCGUCACUGUCACCGUCAUAGCAGCAUCAUCAUCAGCAUCAUCAGCAUCAGCAGCAUCAGCAUCAGAGCAUCAGCAUCAGCAGCAUCAGCAGCAGCAGCAGCAGCUCUACCCUAUCCGAGGCGCUGAUCACUGA